CUCGGCGGCGGCGGCGGCGGCGGAGGCGGGUUCUGGUCGGCGGCGCCGCUCCCCCCGGCUCCCGCGGCGGCCCUGUUCACCGCCCUGGCCGUGCUCGCGGUGCUGGCUGCCGUGCUCUGCUCCGCUCGUAGGUAAUCGGGGGUCGGUCGUGCGUCGGGAAGUUUUGAUUCGGUCAAAAGUCGAAUUCUUCCUGUGGAACCCUAGACACACACACCCCGGGAGAGAGGGAGAGAGAGAGGCUCGGGCUCGUUAGGUGGGGAGUGUUAGGGGGAGACCGUGUUGUUCGCGUGUGCAUCACGUAGAUGAAAGCUCUCAAGCGGAGCCACACUUCGUCUUCUUCGCACUCGUCCUCCCCUUCCUCCUCCUCCUCCUCGUCGUCUUCGUGGAUCCAUUUGCGUUCGGUCCUGUUCGUCGUAGCUAAUUCGUCGCCAGCUUCCUGUUCUUCUUCCCUCGAUAGGGGCCGCCUUAAAUCACCAUGGUCUCGCCGAAAAAGGAAACAUGCACUCUUGCCCAAGCAAUGGAGAAGUUUGUAUACACCCGAUGGGAGACUUCGAGAUGGUGGAGUCAAGUUUCUCAAGAAAGUUCGCAGUGGAGGAAUUCAUCCAAGCAUUAGGGCAGAGGUUUGGCCUUUCCUUCUUGGAGUGUAUGAUUUGAAAAGUUCUAAAGGAGAGAGAGAUAUGACAAGGACCCAAAACAGGAAGAAAUAUGAAAAACUUCGAAUGCAAUGCCGUCGGUUGAUGAGGCAAUUUGAUGAGAGCUUCAGCAGCAGGCGAUAUAGUGGGCGGCUCAUUCAAGACACAUAUUCUCCUAGCUCUGAAGAAGUGGAAAGUGCUAGGGAGUCCCUAUCUAGUGGGGAAGGCGGCCCAGAUAGUGGGUGCUUGGAUGAUUCUUCUAGCAAAUUGUUGGAAGGAGAUGACUCUUCAAGAAGAGUUACAAAUGCUGAUACCUCUACAUUGAACACGGACUCAUCAGAUACGGACUCAUCAGAGGAUGUUGAAAUAAAUGAUGCAUCUUUCUCUUUAGAGACUGGGGAUGAUGAUCCCGAUACACCACCCAAAGAGAACCUCUCUCCCUCCAGGACAGAAGUUCAAUCUUCCCUCCACACUGAUGAGGACUUUGCCACAUGGCAGCGGAUUAUCCGCUUGGAUGCAGUGCGUGCCAACCCAGAAUGGAUACCGUACUCCCCAUCUCAGGCCACAGUAUCAGAAGCUAGGGCUCGGCGUUCUGCCGAGGCUGUCGGUUUGAAGGACUAUGAUCAUCUUGAGCCUUGCAGAAUUUUCCACGCUGCUCGACUAGUUGCAGUUCUUGAAGCCUAUGCCCUUUAUGACCCUGAAAUUGGCUAUUGCCAGGGUAUGAGUGAUCUUCUUUCUCCAAUAAUUACUGUGAUCACCGAAGAUCACGAGGCUUUCUGGUGUUUCGUUAGUUUCAUGAGGAAGGCCCGGCAUAAUUUUAGGCUCGAUGAGGUGGGCAUAAGAAGGCAGCUCAAUAUUGUAUCCAAAAUUAUCAAAUCCAAGGACUCUCACCUUUACAGGCACUUGGAGAAGCUCCAGGCAGAAGAUUGUUUCUUCGUUUAUAGGAUGGUGGUUGUACUAUUUAGAAGGGAAUUAUCCUUUGAACAAACAAUUUGCCUCUGGGAGGUGAUGUGGGCCGACCAGGCCGCUAUAAGGGCUGGGGUCGGGAAAUCGGCAUGGAGCCGCAUAAGGCAGCGGGCCCCACCAACAGAGGAUUUAUUGCUCUACGCGAUAGCUGCUUCGGUUUUGCAGAAGAGGAAAUUGAUCAUAGAGAGGUACAACAGCAUGGAUGAGAUACUGAGAGAAUGCAAUAGCAUGGCUGGGCACCUUGAUGUGUGGAAGCUUUUAGAUGAUGCACACAACCUGGUGGUGACCCUCCAUGAGAAAAUAGAAACUUCUUUCCGAUGAUCAGUUUGUGGAUUUGAUUUUUGGCUAAUUGUUUAUGUGGUUUUCUACUGAUCUCGGGACUGGAGCAAUGAGCACCCGGUUCCGUAGCUUAUACCGCCUGUUUGUCAUGGCUUUACAUUAUCAAGGCUUGAGGAAGUGGCAGGGGCAAACAUUAGAUAGGGUAGACAUCUGCAGCUAUGCUAUAAAUUACUACUGUUUGCAUCUGGUGCGACAGCCGGCAAGAAGAUGCCUCAAUGUAUUAUUCUCAGUGACAAAACCUCUUUAGUCUGAAAGAGCAUAGCCGUGUCUGCUUCCAUCAAGUCUGUGAGAUGGAAAGCAUAAAAUUCAGAUUUGUAGAAGAAAGACAUGGUGGCAACUUUUUAUUUUUCCUUGCAGAUUUUCAGAUUUGGCUCGCAAUAGUUGAACUUGAGGCUUCUCUUA
Syzygium oleosum is the source of this 2339-nucleotide messenger RNA. RefSeq names its product rab GTPase-activating protein 22. Gene Ontology annotation, molecular function: GTPase activator activity. The record is from RefSeq and is a predicted model, not a curated record. NCBI's taxonomy places the organism in Eukaryota, Viridiplantae, Streptophyta, Magnoliopsida, Myrtales, Myrtaceae. Gene Ontology annotation, biological process: activation of GTPase activity. Bases 303 to 1919 code for a protein of 538 amino acids. The transcript has 5 exons.